AUGAUUGAAGACAAUAAGGAAAACAAAGACCAUUCUUUAGAAAGAGGAAGAGCAACUCUCAUUUUUUCCUUAAAGAAUGAAAUUGGAGGACUUAUGAAAGCACUAAAAAUCUUCCAGGAGAAGCGUGUGAAUCUGUUGCAUAUCGAGUCCCGAAAAUCCAAGAGAAGAAACUCGGAAUUUGAUAUUUUUGUUGACUGUGAUAUCAACAGAGAACAAUUGAGUGAUAUUUUUCAUCUGUUGAAGUCUAAUACUAAUGUUCUCUGUGUGAAUCCACCUGAUAAUUUUACCAUGAAGGAGGAUGGUAUAGAAAUGGUUCCUUGGUUUCCAAAGAAGAUUUCUGACCUGGACCAUUGUGCCAACAGAGUUCUGAUGUACGGAUCUGAACUGGAUGCAGACCAUCCUGGCUUCAAAGACAAUGUCUAUCGUAAAAGGCGGAAGUAUUUUGCAGACUUGGCUAUGAACUAUAAACAUGGCGACCCCAUUCCUAGAGUUGAAUUCACUGAAGAGGAGAUUAAGACCUGGGGAACCGUGUUCCGAGAGCUCAACAAGCUUUACCCAACCCACGCCUGCAGAGAGUAUCUCAGAAACUUACCUUUGCUUUCUAAAUACUGCGGAUAUCGGGAAGAUAAUAUCCCACAGUUGGAAGAUGUUUCAAACUUUUUAAAAGAGCGCACAGGUUUUUCCAUCCGUCCUGUGGCUGGUUACUUAUCAUCAAGGGAUUUCUUAUCAGGUUUAGCCUUUCGAGUUUUCCACUGCACACAGUAUGUGAGACACAGUUCCGAUCCCCUGUAUACCCCAGAGCCAGAUACCUGCCAUGAACUUUUAGGUCAUGUCCCCCUCUUGGCUGAACCUAGUUUUGCACAAUUCUCCCAAGAAAUUGGUCUGGCAUCCCUUGGAGCUUCAGAGGAGGCUGUUCAAAAACUGGCAACGUGCUACUUUUUCACUGUGGAGUUUGGUCUGUGUAAACAAGAUGGGCAGCUAAGAGUUUUUGGUGCUGGCUUACUGUCUUCUAUCAGUGAACUCAAACAUGCACUUUCUGGACAUGCCAAAGUGAAGCCCUUUGACCCCAAGAUUACCUGUCAACAGGAAUGUCUCAUCACAACUUUUCAGGAUGUCUACUUCGUAUCUGAAAGCUUUGAAGAUGCAAAGGAGAAGAUGAGAGAAUUUACCGAAACAAUUAAGCGCCCAUUUGGAGUGAAGUAUAAUCCGUAUACACAAAGUAUUCAGAUCUUGAAAGACACCAAGAGCAUAACCAGCGUCAUGAAUGAGCUGCAGCAUGAUCUCGGUGUUGUCAGUGACGCCCUUGCUAAGGUCAGCCGGCGCCGAGCAUCUGACAGUUGCCAGUCCUAA
Messenger RNA from Eptesicus fuscus (big brown bat), 1350 nucleotides. It is a transcript of the gene TPH1, whose product is annotated as tryptophan hydroxylase 1. The coding region runs from base 1 to 1350 and encodes 449 amino acids. The transcript has 10 exons. Gene Ontology annotation, biological process: aromatic amino acid metabolic process; serotonin biosynthetic process. NCBI's taxonomy places the organism in Eukaryota, Metazoa, Chordata, Mammalia, Chiroptera, Vespertilionidae. Gene Ontology annotation, cellular component: neuron projection. The record is from RefSeq and is a predicted model, not a curated record. Gene Ontology annotation, molecular function: iron ion binding; tryptophan 5-monooxygenase activity.